Dracunculus medinensis (Guinea worm) is the source of this 2709-nucleotide messenger RNA. Lineage: Eukaryota; Metazoa; Nematoda; Chromadorea; Rhabditida; Dracunculidae. The record is from the annotation of a GenBank genome assembly.
AUGGAUGGUAAUACGAAGGUUGAAUUAUUGGUAAAAGCAUGCAGCGGCAAUAUAAUUGUAUCACUUGAAACGGAAUGUGGAAAGGCGUUCAUCGCGACACUUCUUAUAAGGGAAUUCACUAAUAAAUUAGUUAAUGGAGAUGGCAAGAAAGCAAUUUUCGUUGUUGAUAAAGUUUCUUUGGUUGAACAGCAAGCGUCACGUAUCGAAUGUCAUACAACACUUCGGAUUGGACGAAUGCAUCGUCCUUUGAAAGUUAUUCUGUCGAAAUUCGUGUCAUACCUCGAUGAGCAUGAAAUUCUUGUUAUUACAUCGCAGGUUUUAUUUGAUCUAAUAAACCAAGGCUUUUUUCAUUUGGAGAAGGCUGCAUUAUUAAUUUUUGAUGAAUGCCAUUAUGCAUUAAGCAAAAAACAUCCUUAUGCGCAAAUUCUUCAAAAUUACCGCAAACUUCCCGUCAAUAAUCGACCUCGAAUUCUUGGAUUAACCGCAUCACUUAUAAAUAAUAAAAUAGAGCCAGAAAUGUUAGAAAAAUUAUUGGGAAAAUUGGAAAAUAUUAUGUGCUGUCGUAUUUAUACCGCUAGCGAUCUUGUAUCAGUUUCUAAAUAUGGCAGUAAACCACAAGAGUACCUUAUCAUCUGUCAAGAUUAUAUGCUUGAGGCUUGUGAAGAUAAUCAAUUAAUCUGCAAAAUAAUGAAUAAUUUACGAUUAUUUUGUGUCAAAUGCAAUGAAUUUAAUCCUGAUUUCGAUAUUGACCCAAGAAAACCUGUUGUAGAAGCUCUUUGUCGUACACUUUCGGUUUUUAAACAGAUGGGUCCAUGGUGUGUUUGGAAAGUCAUGCAGUUAUUUCAACGUCAGUUGAAGAAACACUGUAAGCAACGGUUGCUUCCCAACAAACAAGUAUUGUUUUUGAAAAUGGGCGAAACAGUCAUGCGUUUAUCUAAGAAAAUAUUAAGUAGCAAGAUGAGUGAAGUGAAGAGUGUUGGUCAUCUCAAGCCAUUUUUAACACCAAGAAUUAUCCGUUUAUUGGAAGUUUUGCAAUUUUUUUGUCCAAAAAAUAUUGAGAAAAUGCAAUCUGAUUUUUUCUUUUCUGGAAUUAUUUUUGUUGAACAGCGUUAUGUGGCAUAUGUUAUCAAUAUUCUAAUUAAAGCCAUAGCAAAAUUGGAUCACGAAACUUUUGGUUAUUUAUCAUCUGAUUUUAUAAUUGGUUAUAACAAUGCCAGUGCUGGUUCUGACGAAGCUUUAGCACUUCAUCGAAGACAAGAAGAGGUUUUGCGCAAAUUUCGAUCAAAAACUUUGAAUUUGCUGAUUACAACAAGCGUUUUAGAAGAAGGCAUUGAUGUUAGACAAUGCAAUGUUGUUAUUCGUUUUGAUAAACCAAAUAAUUACCGGUCAUACAUACGAUCAAAAGGACGGGCACAGAUGGAAGGCUCUUAUUAUUUUAUCCUUGUUGACGAAAAUGACAGCGAUAGUUUUAAGGACGAUUUAUGGAACUUCAACAAAAUCGAAGAAGUCAAUGGUUUUUUAAUAAUUAAAAAAAUUUUAUUGAAAAGAUGUCAAAAUAUACAUAAUCCUCCUGAGCCACAUAGCCAGGAUAUUGAUGAAAUCGUUGAACCUUAUGUUGUAAAUUCGACGGGCGCUAAAGUAACAUUAUCAUCGGCAAUUGGUUUAAUUAAUCGAUAUUGUGCAAAGCUUCCUAGUGAUAUUUUCACUCGCCUUGUGCCGAAAAAUCGGAUUGUUUCAGUGUUGGUGGAUGAUAAACAAAUGUAUAAGGCGGAAUUGUUUUUACCGAUAAAUUCCCCAAUAAAAGAAGCUGUUUCGAUUAAGGAACCUAUGGCCUCAAAAAAAUUAGCUCAGAUGGCGGUUGCAUUAGAGGCAUGCAAACUCUUACACGAGCGGAAAGAAUUAAAUGAUAAUUUAUUGCCUGUUAGUAAAGAUGUAUUGACUUUAACCGCUCUGGAUGAUGAUCCUGAUGAAUAUAUUCCAAAUUUAGAUGGAAAAGUGGGAUCUGCUAGACGCAGACAGUUAUAUGAUAAAAGAAUGGCAAAAGCGCUGAAUGGCUCUAUGCCGAAUGCUGAUUCCGAAUGCUACGUUUAUGUGAUGGAGAUAGACUUGCGAAAGGCAGCUACUUCAGCUACAAAUCCUAAAAAAAGGAAGAUAACUAAUCCUAUUGAUGCUGAUUUUUGUUUUGGAUUUCUUACAAAAAAGCGCAUACCAAAUAUUCCGCCUUUCCCGAUGUUUCUACGCCAAGGAAGAGUUCAAACCAAUAUUUUCUUAUAUGAGUCGCGGCGCUUUGUUACAUAUGAAAAUCUUAUGUUACUUAAAGAAUUUCAUCACUAUAUAUUCGACAGCAUUCUUAGAUUGGUUAAAGGAGGAUUCGCAUUUGUUCCUGAUAAAGCGCCUGUUAAUAUUCUAAUAGUUCCAUUGAGGCGAGAACGAGAUUUAUCGCAAGGUAAUGUGAUCUUUGUGCUAGAUUAUGCAUAUAUUAGAAAUAUAAUGUCCUUAGCAUGCAAUCUACCACGAGUUCCUUCUGAAAUUGAACGUCAAGCAUUCAAAUUUGAAGCAUCUGAUUUUAAAGAUUCGGUUGUAACUCCUUGGUAUCGCGAUAAAGAUCAACCGUCUUUUUAUUACGUCGCUGAGGUAAUUUUAUUUUUGAUUCAAACAAUAAAUUUGGUGAAUAAACAAAUAACAUUGAUUGAUUAUUUAUCUCGCUGA